Molecule: messenger RNA, 2593 nt
Organism: Ixodes scapularis (black-legged tick)
Lineage: Eukaryota; Metazoa; Arthropoda; Arachnida; Ixodida; Ixodidae
Product: stearoyl-CoA desaturase 5
Exons: 5
Coding region: 553-1527 (324 amino acids)
Biological process (GO): unsaturated fatty acid biosynthetic process
Cellular component (GO): endoplasmic reticulum membrane
Molecular function (GO): iron ion binding; stearoyl-CoA 9-desaturase activity
Source: RefSeq, a predicted model, not a curated record
CAUCACGCCACCCGUUGCUACCGGGAGCAUUCUGCUAGCAGACGACGCGACGGUGUUUUCGAGUUCGCUCGACGUAUUCUUGGUUCCGCGAGUCGUCAAACAACGAGGUGGUCGGGGAAAUCGUGUAUCAUAUUUUAGACGCCGGCCAGCAUUAUUAAAGUAUUUGCCCCGAAAAAUUCCGUUAACGACGAAGGAUUUCCCGACUGUUGAUGGGGGAAGGGGGAACGGGGGCAAAAUCGCGCGUGCCAGCAGACGUCUGGCGCGUCAUCUGCUCGCUCAGGAGAUCGCGCGAGAGAAAGGAGUUCCGGAGCAACGUCACAUCCGAUAGAAUCGCGUCGACCAAUAGGGGUGCUCACACGCCUCGCGUCACGUGAUUCCCGGCAUCUUUUUUUCCGCCGGCGGGCCGGUCAGUCUACGGCCGCGUGAUUUUUUUAUCCAUUCUUUUUCUGGACGGACGCCAGCGGUGACACAGACCGAGUAUAACUGUCGUGGCAGCGCACUGGAAGCCUUCACAUUGGAUACCUAACACCGACGGCGGAUUAUUCACAGGGCAUGACCAUGGCGACCAUGACGAAAACAGUGAUGGCAGAGCCGGCCUCUGCCACAACACCUGCAACCAAGCCCUUCAAGGCGCAAAUAGUGUGGCGCAAUGUGAUACUCAUGGGCUACCUGCACCUCAUCUCCCUCUAUGGAUUUUACAUUAUUUUCACUGCUGCCCAGUGGAAGACGAUUCUUGCCGCCUACAUCCUUUACACAAUUUCUGGCAUCGGAAUAACUGCUGGCUCCCACCGACUCUGGUCUCACCGCUCGUACAAGGCCAAGCUUCCCUACAGAAUUCUGCUCAUGCUCUUCCAGACCAUGGCUUUCCAGAACGACAUCUACGACUGGGCCCGAGACCACCGGGUGCACCACAAGUUCUCGGAGACGACUGCGGACCCCCACGACGCCACCCGGGGCUUCUUCUUCUCGCACGUGGGUUGGCUGCUGUGCCGCAAGCACCCGGACGUCAUCUCCAAGGGCAAGACCAUUGACCUGAGUGACCUCAUGGCCGACCCCGUGGUGCGCUUCCAGAGGAAGUACUACAUGCCGCUGAUGGUGCUCACCUGCUUCUUGCUGCCCGCCCUGGGGCCCUGGUACUUCUGGGGCGAGUCCCUGUGGUACUCGUUCCUGGUGUGCUCCCUGACGCGGUACUGCUUUACCCUCAACAUGACCUGGCUGGUGAACAGCGCCGCCCACACCUGGGGUAACCGGCCGUACGACAAGCACAUUAGCCCCCGCCAAAACCUGGUGACCAUCGUGGGCGCCCACGGCGAGGGUUUCCACAACUACCACCACACCUUCCCACACGACUACCGCACCAGCGAACUGGGAUGCCGCAUCAACACCACCACCUGGUUCAUCGACUUCUUCGCCUGGCUGGGGCAGGUCUACGAUCGCAAGGAGAUCCCCACGAACGUGGUUGAGAACCGCAUGCUGCGCACAGGCGACGGGAGCCGGGGGCUGACCGCGGGCACUCGCACCUGCUGACCUGCGCCCCCUGCCGGCGCCUUCGCAGCAGGGGCUCGUUCCGCCGUGCCCCCCACUCAGGAACGUUAGUCAGACCCCAGAGCCUACCCCUUCAAAACAUCCGGUGCAGUCAACGACGACUUGGUGGGACGGCGAAGUUAUUGUUGUUGUCGACGACAUCGGUUCGCUAAUAAAUGCCGCGGUGGUUUUUUGUUUUGCCCCCCUACCCCCUUUUUAUUUUUUAGCUGCCCCUUCCCCCCUCCCUUUUCGUUCCAAUCUUUCCAGUCCCCUUUUUCUUUUUUCUUUAGGCGCGGUCUAUUGAGAUGGUUGUUUUAUCUUUUGCCAAGCUCGGUCAUGUUGUGGUGACGGAACUCUCUAACCCAGUGUUUGCAAGGCCGGCAAAGGUCCACGAGUCGCUGCUCUUCCUCACACCGGUGCUUGUAUGUUUUAAGGAUGGUGCCAGCUUGCUAGGAAGCUGGCAUUCUUACGUUAUGUGAAGGAUGCGGGCUUGUUUAAGGAAGCAGCUUUGAAACAAGAAAAAGAAAAUGAUGGGGACAGUUCCGGCAAUAAGUGUGCAGCUUGCGAAGAUGGAUCCCCCAGCCCUGCAGGCCAGACCCGUUGAAGCCAUCUUUAGGACACCUCUGCCUUGGAUUCAUCGCCAAUGUAGCCAGGUGCCGAGAAACUAAUCAUCGUCGCCUCUCUUCGCAAUUUCCGGUUAAGUUGUAGCGGGCUGGAGACCAAAGACAAUUUAUCUUUCGAAGGGUUCUUUUUUUCUUACAUAUUAUCUGCAUGAUUGGUGCAAAGCAGCCUGCAAAGUGGGAAGGCAAAAUGAUGUUAGUGUUUGUGUUUGUGUUUCUGUGGUCCUAAGGAAGGAACUGUGGUAUGAAUGUGUUAAUAUUUAAACAGCCAAAGCUAGCAAAUGUUUCAGUGCCGGUUGCAUCUGUAUUUUUAGGUAUUGGCUGAGGAGUUUUGGGCUGCAAGCGUACAUGACCAGUUGUUUUUCUUACCCCGUGGCGUUGGGGGUGAUAACGUCUUGUUUUCUUCUGUUCUUCAAGAAAGUGAAAAUAAAAUCAAAUGUUGCAAUGUA